Molecule: messenger RNA, 2181 nt
Organism: Cyphellophora attinorum
Lineage: Eukaryota; Fungi; Ascomycota; Eurotiomycetes; Chaetothyriales; Cyphellophoraceae
Exons: 1
Coding region: 1-2181 (726 amino acids)
Source: RefSeq, a predicted model, not a curated record
AUGGAGUCGAAUAAACUUCUUCACGAAGGCAGUCCUGCAGUUGAGCAUCCUUCAGGGGACACAGCUCAGGACGACAACACACAUCAAUCCGAGGCUUCCGCGAAGGUUGCGACUGCCGCCAUCGCCACAGAAGUACAGCCUGUUGAGCAACCAAAGGCAGAUACUGUCCAGGGAGAAACGCUGCAAGGCGCAACGUUGUCCCUGCUCAUUGGAGCAUUCUUCCCAUGCAUCCCGGUCGCACUUGUCUGCUCUAUUCUGCUGUCCAUCAUCCUCGGCAACCAGAUAAAAGCGCCCUUUGUGGUCUUGGAGCAAGUGCAUAUCGUCCCGGUGACUGGCACAAUCAACCAGACCUUGACCGCCAUCAACUCUCUCAAGAAGGGAGGAGACGACGUGUACUGGCUGUGGGCAAAGACGGCCACCACUCCUGGCACUCUGCAUACGAUAGCAUCCGUGACUGGAAAGGUCAUGCCCUUCAUUACAUCAAGCACAAUGGCCUUGGUCGCUUUCUUCGCUGGUCGCCGGCUUAUUCAGGUGUCUCGGAAGGAGAAGAAAGAGUCAAUGCCCACCCCGUAUCAAAUGAGCUUGCUCAUCAACUUGCUCAACGGAAGUGGUAUACAGCCUCUCUGGAACACCUCGCAUUACUGGUGGACUCAUCACAUUCCGCUCGUGCGUCCUGUAAUACUGGCUUUCUGGUCUUUGACAUGGAUUGUGGUCAUCACCCUCCUCAUUCAGAUCGCAGAUAGCUGGUUCGGUGUAGCAGUGCAGCCAGCAACUGUUGAUAUCGUCCGAAGCGCAAACACCACGAGUGCUUUCGGGCGCCAGUUCGAUCCAGCGAUCUGCGACACGCUCUUCCAUAACUAUCCUUGCAUAGGCGACAGUUCUACCAUCUGCAGCUAUCCUUGCAGUAUCACGACCUGGAACAGCUCCUCCGGUCAGGCGAGAUUCGGGCUUCAACAUGCACAGGAGGCAGCCCAGGUCCUGAUGAACAACUCUCGAACAGAUUUUGUCGUCAAUGUCACCACAACGGACCGUCCAGAAGAGAAGUUCUUCUUCAUGGGCGAUCUCAAAAGCAGCACUAGUCAUGAUUUCGAGACCGAAACCCUAGCUGUCACCACGGAGUGCCAAGUUGUCACGCAAAACUGCGAGAUCGGUGAAGGAUUCACCUGCGGCAGCUACAAGGCUCCGUCUUUCGCUUGGACCGGAGCAGUCGGUGUAGAAGAGUCCUCGGCGACAGGACCGACCAAUCAGUCCAAUGCUGGAAUCCAGUACUUCAAUGAUCCCGGAUUGACGGUACCCAUCGGCCGCGGCAAUGCAACGGACGGGCUUUUCUCAUCCCAGAACCCAACUUCGUUCCUCGCAUGGUCGAAGGGAUUCCCACCUGUCGAUACCAAAAUGGACCUGUUCACGUACAUGCGUGAAAACAACUUCUUAGGAAGCGAUGCUUCUGGCGAUCCCGUCUUCAUCCUCAAUUGCUCCAUCAUGAUCUACCAGGCCACUUACAACUGGUCCAACGGAGGGGUCGCCGCUGACGGGCUCUAUGAUCUUCGUCCUGCGGACCCAGCUUACGGCGCAGUACUGUCAGGUGGGUUCGCGCUGAACACUGCCCUCAGUCACCUUGCGCUGCAAGACGCUGCAGCACUUGCGGCUUACCAGGAGAGACCCGAGGGUCUGGCUCGUGUCUUCGCUGAGUCGUACUCAAAGGCCGCCGUUGCGCUUACAGCUGGCAUAACGAUUCCAUCCAAGAACAUAUUCGAUCAGGAGCGCUGGAAUAACGUGCUUGUGACGCGCGUUCCCAAGAUACCUCUGUACGUUCUAGUCGCAUUCAAGGGCAUCUAUGCUCUCUUCGCUCUGGUACUAGCCAUACUUGCCGUCACUUAUGCGGACCCAAUGACCAGUCAGGAAGUCAAGGAACGACUGACUAUUGACGGUCUCGCGGUUGGCUUGUUCGAAGCUGAUGCACAUCUGAAGAGUGGUGUGAGAGAGAUGCAACAGUUGUUUGAUGAGCACAACAGGACGCACGACGGUGUCGGUGAUCGUGCUGAUGACAUGCCGACGAAGGUAGGCAUGGUACAGAAUGAGAAUGGUGGUUGGACCUGGAAAACCACGGCUCAGGUUGCGGACAGCUUCGGAUUUGGUGUCGGCGUCGAUGAGAUCAAAGCCAGGAUCGUGAAUGCUGUAUGA